AAGACGACUCUCCGCUCUCUUGACCAAUCACAGCUCGGCAUCUCAGUCGACCAUUGAUGACACAAUUGAAGCAUGCCUGAGAGCGGAGGAUGUUGAGGCUCCUUCUGAAGGUCUUUACCUCCGUGCAAACUCAAAGAAACCAAAGAGCUGGUGCUUUUUACAGGAGCCUCUUUUCUGUUGCAUCACCGCCAGUGGGUUCUGCCUUUGUUUUGAAGCCCACAAUGGAUCAUAAACUGUACCGGCCUCCUCCAGAGGUCCGGGGUAUGACCUCCCUGGACAAGGAGGCUUUCUCACAGACCGUCACUGUCCCAGCUCUACGGGUGCCGACUGGGGUCUUAAACAAAGUGGUAAAGAGCCUAAAAAAGGCAACCAUCCAGCGCCCUGGGGUGCCCAGGGUGGUCCAAGACAAAGAGGAGAGUAGUGACUUUCGUUUGGUCCUGUUGGACCCCCACAGAAUGACGUCAUCAGGCUCCUUCAGUGAGGCUGAAGCUGAGGCUCUGAGGUCCUUCAGUGUCUCUGAGGAGCUGCAGCACUAUGAGAUGAGGCUCACAUAUGACAACCUGAAGAGUGAAGAGGUACUGGAGGCGGUUCUCCCACAGGGUCAAGAUGUGACCUCUGCGUUCAGCAGGGUGGGACACAUCGCACACAUGAACCUGAGGGACCACCAGCUCCCCUACAAAAACCUCAUAGGUCAAGUCAUCAUGGACAAAAACCCUGGUGUGACCUGUGUGGUCAACAAGACAAACACGAUUGACACAACUUUCCGCUUCUUUAAGAUGGAGGUGCUAGCUGGAGAGGAAAACAUGGUCGCCAAAGUAAGAGAAAACGGGGUGGCGUACGAGUUUGAUUUUUCUCGUGUGUACUGGAACCCCCGGCUGAGCACAGAGCACCAGCGUGUUGUGCAGCUCACCAAACGUGGUGACACUGUGUUUGAUGUGUUUGCCGGCGUUGGCCCCUUCGCCAUCCCAGCCGCUCGCUCCGGUGCCCACGUGUUGGCCAACGAUCUGAACCCAGAGUCUUACCGGUGGCUUCAGCACAACUGCAAACUCAACAAGGUGGAGAGCAAAGUCCAAACCUUUAACCAGGACGGCCGAGCGUUCAUCCAGGGAGCCGUGAAGCAGGAGCUGCCCGCGCUGCUGAAGCGGAAAGCUGGUAUCCAUGUGGUGAUGAACCUGCCUGCGCUGGCUCUGGACUUCUUGGAUGCAUUCAGAGGCCUGCUGAAUCAGGAGCCUGGCUGUGAGGAGACACUACCCAUAGUGCACUGCUAUGGUUUCUCCAAAGACAACGACCCAGAGACUGAUGUGGUGAAGAGGGCGUCCCGCAGCCUCGGGUUCCCUCUGGAGAAGGAAUGCUCUGUGCAUUUUGUCCGCAAUGUAGCACCCAACAAAGAUAUGCUGUGUGUGACAUUCACACUCCCUAAAGAGGUCCUCUUCAGCCGUGACCAUGAACACACAGAGUCCGAAGAACCCGCACCAAAGAGACAGAAGUGUGAGGAAGCUACAGAUUCCACAUGACCUCACUUCUCACUUUUGAAGUUUUUGAGUUGUGAAUGCUUGUUUUUUUUUUUUAACACAAAGUUCUAUUGUUCCUUUUUAUCAAAUAUGUUGCAUAAUUUCACAAGAAAUCAGAAUCUGUUAGAGCUGUUCCUCUUCAGAUCAUUUAUUGUUUAAAUUUUAAAUAAACUAAUGGAAUGAUGGACGCA
Notolabrus celidotus (New Zealand spotty) is the source of this 1702-nucleotide messenger RNA. It is a transcript of the gene trmt5, whose product is annotated as tRNA methyltransferase 5. Gene Ontology annotation, biological process: tRNA N1-guanine methylation; mitochondrial tRNA methylation. The transcript has 5 exons. The record is from RefSeq and is a predicted model, not a curated record. The coding region runs from base 90 to 1514 and encodes 474 amino acids. Lineage: Eukaryota; Metazoa; Chordata; Actinopteri; Labriformes; Labridae. Gene Ontology annotation, cellular component: cytoplasm; mitochondrial matrix.